CCGAUGACAGUGGUAGAGGAGGUGGGAUUUCCUCUCCUCCUCAACAUCAUCCCUCUCCUCCCAGGGAUGUAUCGGCGUGCAGUGCACCUGUUUUGUGUUGUAUUUUUGGCAUCGGCCGCUGAAAUGCGCAGCUUUAACCAGUGUCAUCAAGAGCCAUAGGACAAGGUUUAAACGAAGGGCUCGGAGAUACUCGUGAGACCUCGACACAGUGAUUCAUGUGGAGGAUGUGUUGAUUUUUUUCUUCGGUGUGCAGCAGUGAGACAGCAUCUUUGCUUGGUGACACAUUAGUGCUAGUAGAAAAGAACCCGUAUAGGACACCAUGUCAGACAAAAGUGACCUAAAAGCAGAGCUUGAGCGCAAGAAGCAGCGCCUCGCCCAAAUCAGGGAGGAAAAAAAGAGGAAGGAGGAAGAGAGGAAGAAGAAAGAGGUAAGGAAAAAAACAGAGAGUCAGCAGAAGACAGAGGUGACUCCAGAGGAUUCAGACUUGGAUCGUAAGCGCAGGGAGACUGAGGCCCUGCUACAGAGUAUCGGCAUCUCACCAGAGCCUCCACUAGUCCCAACCCCUGUGUCCCCCUCCAAAUCAGUGAGCACACCUAGUGAGACGGGGAGCCAGGACUCUGCUGAUGGAGGAGCAGGAGGCAGGUUAGGUUUCUCUAAAAACAAGUCCCAAGCACAGAGCGCAAGGACGCUGCAGUGGGACACAGACCCAUCUGUGCUGCAGCUGCAGGCUGAUUCUGAGCUCGGGAGGAGGAUGCAGAGGCUGGGGGCAUCUAAGAUCACACAGGUAGACUUCCUUCCCAAAGAGGUGGUCUCUUACAGUAAAGAGACACAGACGCCACUCACCGCCCACUUGUCUGAAGUUGAGGAGGAAGAGGAAGAUGAGGAGAUAAUGGAGGCGAAGCCAGGUCCAGACUCAGAGCAGCAGGAUGAAGAUGACAACAGGGAAACCAAAAAAGGUACAAAGGGCUCAUUUCCAGUGCUGAGAGAGCUGACGGAGGAGGAGAGGCAGCAGAUCCUGCACUCUUCUGAAUUUCAGAGUUUCUUUGACUGCAGCAUCCGUGUGAUGGAGAGAGCUUUGGCUGAGGACAGCAACAUCUUUUUCGACUACAGUGGCCGAGACCUGGAAGACAAAGAGGGAGACCUAGGAAGUGGCUCCAGCCUGUCCUUCAGUAGGCUUUUCUAUGACGAACACUGGUCGAAACAUCGUGUUGUCACCUGUCUGGACUGGUCCCCUCAGUACCCUGAGUUGCUGGUUGCCUCCUAUAACAAUAAUGAAGAUGCUCCUCAUGAACCAGAUGGCGUUGCCCUGGUGUGGAACAUCAAGUUUAAGAAGGCCACGCCAGAGUACAUCUUUCACUGUCAGUCUCCAGUUGUGUCUGUCGGCUUCGCAAGGUUUCAUCCCAACCUGGUGGUAGGAGGGACCUACUCAGGGCAGAUUGUGCUGUGGGACAACCGAAGUCACCGUCGGACCCCUGUCCAGAGGACUCCACUGUCUGCUGCUGCACACACUCACCCGGUGUACUGCGUGAAUGUGGUCGGCACCCAGAACGCCAACAACCUGAUCACUGUGUCUACAGACGGCAGGAUGUGUUCCUGGAGUCUGGACAUGCUCUCCCAGCCGCAGGAGACUAUGGAACUGGUGUACAAUAAAUCCAAACCGGUGGCGGUGACAGGCAUGGCUUUCCCCACGGGAGAUGUUAACAACUAUGUGGUGGGGAGUGAGGAGGGCACUGUGUACACUGCAUCCAGACAUGGCAGUAAGGCGGGUAUCUGUGAGAUGUUUGAGGGCCACCAGGGGCCAGUGACAGGCAUCAGCUGUCACAGCGCUGUGGGAGCCGUUGACUUUUCCCACCUCUUCAUCACAUCCUCUUUUGACUGGACCAUCAAACUGUGGAGCACCAAGCACAACAAGCCUAUGUACUCCUUUGAAGACAACGCAGACUAUGUAUAUGAUGUCAUGUGGUCACCUGUGCACCCUGCUAUGUUUGCCGCCGUGGAUGGCAUGGCCCGCUUAGACCUGUGGAACCUCAACAACGAUACUGAGGUACCAACUGCUAGUGUGAACAUCCAGGGAGCAUCGGCCCUCAACAGGGUCCGCUGGUCUUCUGGAGGGAAGGAGGUGGCUGUGGGCGACUCAGAGGGCCGAGUCUGGAUCUACGACACUGGAGAGCUGUCAGUGGCACACGCUGAUGACUGGGCACGCUUCGCCCGCACCCUGAUGGAGAUUCGUGCUAACCGGGCCGAUGGCGAGGAGGAGGGGCCUAUGGAGCUGGCUUCAUAGAACAGGACUCCAAACCAGAAUGGAGUGAGUCAGAGACCUGGUGUGCUUUUGUUGGUAUCACUGUAGCAUGUGCUUCUACGUUUCAUUUCUCCACCUUUGUUCCUCUCUCAUCCAAGCAAGGCAGCGCUUUUACUGUAUUUCUGCAUUUGCUCUCCUGUAAAUGCAACUGGUCUAUUAAUGGGUGAACCUGCUGACGUCUACUGAAUCAGUCCACCCUUAAUUAUUUGUUUAAUGACUUAAGGUGGUGUGUUGCUUGCGACUCGUGAGCCUACAACAUAUACGAAGUGGCAGUUUUAUAGCCUUAUGUAGAUGUGUGUAUUGUAACAAUGCUUUGCACUACUGUAAAAAUAAAGCAGGGUCACGUCUAGUCACGUAUUGUUUACUAAAUGUCAUGUUCACUUUAUGUUACAGUUCUUUGUUCUGUAUUAUGUCUGCAUGCGACACAUUCCUGAAUUAUUCCAGAUGCUUAAACAUGGACUUAAUAUGGUGAUGUUUUCACACAUGGGGCUUUGUGGUUGUCAGUGUUAAAAGCUGAAUCUGAAUCAGAAACUCAAGUGUUUAUGACACUGUGUCUUUUGUUCUGAACAGCUAUAACUGUAUUCUACUACUAAGAGGUAUACUGUACUGCAGAGUGCUCGCUGUUAAGCCUGCUAUGUUUACCAUUAAAAGCAUAGCUGAUAAACAGACAUCUUGCUUUUUCCUCUGUUCACUCAAAUAAUGGGAAUGAAAACUCCAGCAAACGUUUCAGUUUACUGGUUUCUCUCAGUGCACAUGUUGCUGCCAUACGCACAAUAAGGCACAAUUAUUACACACCACAUGCAACUCCUACCUCCUCUGUAGUGUAGACAUUUAAACAGAACUACAGUCACUGCCAGCUCUCGCCUUUAGAUAUUUACAUCUGCACAAAUUUAGACCUGACAACAAAGAGCAACACAAGACUGAAAUAGCCAUAUACACUAGCUUUGUAUCUCUGGAUUUCUCAUGCAUACAGGUGCCACACUGAUGAUCAAUCAACCCUUUUCAGGCACCUUUAUGGUAUGAGGAAUGUUUAUUGAUUAUAAAGUGGCAAAA
Monopterus albus (swamp eel) is the source of this 3352-nucleotide messenger RNA. RefSeq names its product dynein cytoplasmic 1 intermediate chain 1a (gene dync1i1a). The record is from RefSeq and is a predicted model, not a curated record. Bases 320 to 2281 code for a protein of 653 amino acids. Gene Ontology annotation, biological process: transport along microtubule. Gene Ontology annotation, molecular function: dynein heavy chain binding; dynein light chain binding. Gene Ontology annotation, cellular component: cytoplasmic dynein complex. Lineage: Eukaryota; Metazoa; Chordata; Actinopteri; Synbranchiformes; Synbranchidae. The transcript has 18 exons.